AUGAAGUCCGCCACGGCCCUCCUUGCUUUUGUGACACUCGCGACGGCGUUUCAAACGUCGCAAACACCCCUCUCUCUUCAGAACACUCUCGUUCCUGUACCUGAGGACGCGGACUUCACUGGUAUCAACCUUGACUUGAACAGCCUUCGCCUUGUCCAAUUCGAGAACUGGGAACCUAUCUGGAUAACAGAGCUCGAAAAGAUUCAGGCGAAGCAACAGGGCCUUCGCUUCUUCGAUAUCACGGAGUCGCAGGAUCUCGGCUCCUAUGUUACCGAAGAUCUCCGUCCACAACACGUAUUUCCCGCGCCGAACGCCACGGAGCAAGUUCAAGGUGUCAUUAAGACCCUGACUUCGAAGACUAUGACAGAGAAUCUUGAGAAGUUCUCCAGCUUCCGGAACAGAUAUUAUCGAGCUGACACUGGGCGCCAAAGCCAGCAAUGGCUUCUGAGCAAGAUUUCCGAGACUACUAUAGAGUUCGCUCCCAAGGCCCUCCAGGAGAAGAUCACGAUCACCGAGUUCCCUCACUCCUGGGGUCAGAACUCCAUUGUGGUCCACAUCGAUGGCUCUGCACCCACCGGCACGGUUGUCAUCGGCGCGCAUCAAGACAGCACGAAUAUUUGGCCUUUCCUGCCUGCUCCCGGUGCAGAUGACGAUGGCUCUGGUUCAGUGACCAUCCUCGAGGCAUACCGUGCCUUGAUCGCGGCGGACUUCCGCCCCGUACAGGACGUCGAGUUUCACUGGUACUCAGCUGAGGAGGGCGGUUUACUCGGCUCACAAGCAGUUGCACGCGAUUAUGAGGCCCGGAAGGUCCCCGUCAUUGCCAUGAGCCAGUUCGAUAUGACUGCUUGGGUCAAGAGCGGCUCACGGGAAGAAGUUGGCAUCAUCACCGACUUUGUCGACGAAAGGCUUACCGAGUUCAAUAAGCAGCUUGUAGAUGCUUACCUGGACAUUCCAUAUGUAGAGACGAAGUGUGGCUACGCUUGCAGCGACCACGCCUCAUGGGCUAAAGCCGGCUACGCCAGCUCCUUCACGAUCGAGAGCAAAUUCGAGAACUCGAACAAGAACAUCCACUCAGCGAACGACCGUAUCGACGUCUCGCCUGAGUUCAGUUUCUCUCACAUGCUGGAGUUCUCGAAGCUCGCGGUUGCCUAUAUCAUUGAACUUGGUGGCUGGAAAGCGUGA
Messenger RNA from Peniophora sp. CBMAI 1063, 1182 nucleotides. The record is from the annotation of a GenBank genome assembly. Lineage: Eukaryota; Fungi; Basidiomycota; Agaricomycetes; Russulales; Peniophoraceae.